AUGCCUUACUCGAACCGUGGACACCACUCUCGUGCACACCGCCACCCCGCCCGCUCCAUCUUCCGCAGCACCCCCAGCAGGGACACCCCCCCGGUCAUCAUGCCCGAGUUCCGCCGCAUAAGCUCCAUCACCCCCGCCCUCACCGCGCAGGGCACUGCCUCAGAGCACCCCCUCACCCGCCGCGCCCUCCACGAGCUACAGCAAGCUCUCACCGGUCCACGCCUCCUCCCGGGCGUGCAGCCGCGGUAUAUCCUGCCUAGUAUGCACCGUGACAUUGACUACCCCGACACCGACACGCAGCAGCAGCCAUCGGGAUCGGGCCUGAUCUCUUCACGCACGGUCAUCCACCCGUUCGCACCGUUCCAGAAUGUUGAGACUGAAUUCAAUGUCCGCGAUUUUGGCCAGGCCACGGUCCGCCACAUUGCGCCGGAUACGAUGGUGCGUACUUAUGAGCCUGGCCCAGGUACUAGCGCUGCUAUGAACCGCAUCAACCCCAACCGCGCUAUGUCUACAACACCAAUGGACCCCACCGCCACCGCCAGCAACGAAGACGGCGACGGCGUGGGUAACCACGACGACGACAGAGACUCCCAAGCCGACACCGUCUCCAACCACUCCACCACCUCCACGCUCUCCACCAUCCCCGACCCAGACCCCGUCUUCCCCACUCACACCGAAGCCUCCUUCUCCCCAUCCGACGCCUCCGACUGCAGCGCCGAGGACCCAGAAGUGUGCCAGGUGUGCACAAGACGUAAGGCGAUCGUGCGCUUCGUGGGCUGCACGCAUGGGCUCUGUGUCAGCUGCAUGAAGGGCACGUGGUGGGGGCGGAUUAAUCGCGAGAGACACUGGCCGACGAUUGUGCCGUGUGGGCUGUGUAGAGCGGAGAUUGGACGGGUGUGGGUGAGGGGGGAAGGAAGAGGGGGGCCGUGUCCGGUGUUGACGGUGUUGGAGUUUAUGGUUCAGAGGAGUGUGAGUGUGAGGGGGAAGUUGAGGUGGGAGGAGAUUGAUAGGGUGAGGCCUGUGGAGAUACAGCCGUGGUUGAUCUACAAGUAA
Molecule: messenger RNA, 1053 nt
Organism: Morchella importuna
Lineage: Eukaryota; Fungi; Ascomycota; Pezizomycetes; Pezizales; Morchellaceae
Exons: 3
Coding region: 1-1053 (350 amino acids)
Source: RefSeq, a predicted model, not a curated record